UCCUUUCUGGCCGCGGGCUUCUCCCUCCCGCGCCUGGCGAGCGACCCGGCGGCGGCCCCCUCCCCUCCCUCCCUCCCUCCCAUCCCCCGGGACCCGCCGGACCCUGAGCCCAGGGUGACGUUCCCUGGCUCCCCUCCCCACCCCAGCAUCAUGCAUCGGACCACACGGAUCAAAAUCACGGAGCUGAACCCUCACCUCAUGUGUGCCCUCUGUGGGGGCUACUUCAUCGAUGCCACCACCAUCGUGGAGUGCCUGCAUUCCUUCUGCAAAACCUGCAUCGUGCGCUACCUGGAGACAAACAAGUACUGCCCGAUGUGUGACGUGCAGGUCCACAAAACCCGACCGCUGCUGAUGCCCAGCAAGUACAAGGUGGAGGUACUGUACGAUGACGAGCCCCUGAAGGAGUACUACACACUCAUGGACAUCGCUUAUAUCUACCCCUGGAGGCGGAAUGGCCCCCUGCCCCUCAAGUACCGUGUCCAGCCGGCCUGCAAGCGGCUCACGUUGCCCACGGUGCCCACCCCCUCUGAGGGUACCAAC
This is a messenger RNA of Octodon degus (degu), 540 nucleotides long. RefSeq names its product polycomb group ring finger 2 (gene Pcgf2). Gene Ontology annotation, biological process: negative regulation of transcription by RNA polymerase II. The record is from RefSeq and is a predicted model, not a curated record. Gene Ontology annotation, cellular component: PRC1 complex. Gene Ontology annotation, molecular function: promoter-specific chromatin binding. The annotation marks the transcript as partial. The transcript is spliced from 6 exons. Lineage: Eukaryota; Metazoa; Chordata; Mammalia; Rodentia; Octodontidae.